AUAACCUAUGACCUAAACUGAUGACCCCUAGCCCUGGAUGGGACUUAUGUGCACAUUGUACCAUUGUACACGCUUUUCGUUUCAUCGGUCAUCAUUGGGGUACGAACCGUUUACUUAAUAAACCUGCAACCGACAGAGUAAAGCGGCAAAAUGUCUGACACAUUUUUGAAAGCAGCAGAAGAGGUGAAGCAACUGCCAAAACAACCAACAGAUCAAGAGAGGUUGGAUGUAUAUGGUCUAUACAAACAAGUCACUAUUGGUGAUGUGAACACAGCCCGUCCUGGAAUGUUAGAUCUCACAGGUAAAGCCAAGUGGGAUGCCUGGAAUGCACUUAAAGGAAAGACUAAGGAAUCAGCUGAAACAGAAUAUAUACAAAAAGUUGAGGAAUUGAAGAAGAAAUAUGGAAGCUAGGAAUCCAUUACCAGCAUUAAAUAUUCAUGUUCUGUGUUCAUAAUUUUAGCUAUGUUGUAAUGUACUAACAAUGAUGAUUUAUUAUGUAAUUUUAAUGUCAUAGAUAAAUAUUUAUCCCAUCUAAAAACAUUUAUCCUUUAAUUUCUAAAUAUACCUGGAUCUUUUACUGCCAGUAUGGGUACAUUAUUAUUGUGCAUUUGUCUAAAAUAAUAUUGACGAACGGUUUCAAUAAAACAUCCACUGUUUGGUUUAC
This is a messenger RNA of Anneissia japonica, 664 nucleotides long. Its product is annotated as acyl-CoA-binding protein-like. Gene Ontology annotation, molecular function: fatty-acyl-CoA binding. The transcript has 4 exons. NCBI's taxonomy places the organism in Eukaryota, Metazoa, Echinodermata, Crinoidea, Comatulida, Comatulidae. Gene Ontology annotation, biological process: fatty acid metabolic process. The record is from RefSeq and is a predicted model, not a curated record. The coding region runs from base 151 to 411 and encodes 86 amino acids.